Molecule: messenger RNA, 1287 nt
Organism: Hibiscus syriacus
Lineage: Eukaryota; Viridiplantae; Streptophyta; Magnoliopsida; Malvales; Malvaceae
Product: NAC domain-containing protein 30-like
Exons: 3
Coding region: 166-1140 (324 amino acids)
Biological process (GO): regulation of DNA-templated transcription
Molecular function (GO): DNA binding
Source: RefSeq, a predicted model, not a curated record
UGUCAUCCAAGAGUCAUGUCUUUCUCUCCCAAGUUUCCCUUGUAUUUAGGAUUAGGCCAUUCAACCCUAUGUUUGUUGGGACACAACAGCUUUGUUAUAAACCCUUGGGAAAACCUUGAUUUAUGCUUUCACUCUUUGUUCUUUUGAUAUUAAUAGUUUUUUUUCAUGUUUUCCAGGAGUAGAUCCAUGAUGGAUUUGGAAUCAUGCGUGCCACCAGGCUUUAGAUUUCAUCCUACUGAAGAAGAACUUGUAGGAUAUUAUCUCCAAAGAAAGAUUAAUGCACUCAAAAUUGAUCUAGAUGUUAUUAUCGAGAUUGAUCUACACAAGAUGGAGCCGUGGGAUAUCCAAGCAACAUGUAAUGUAGGGAAUGAAGAACAAACCGAGUGGUACUUCUUCAGUUAUAAAGAUAGGAAGUAUCCAACGGGAACAAGGACGAAUAGAGCCACUGCGGCUGGGUUCUGGAAGGCAACAGGGAGGGAUAAAUCUGUGCUUUCUAAGAACAAAAUUAUAGGGAUGAGAAAGACCCUGGUUUUCUAUAAAGGCCGUGCACCUAAUGGUCGGAAAACUGAUUGGAUCAUGCAUGAGUAUCGACUCCAAACUUCUGAACUCGGACCGCCCCAAGAAGAAGGAUGGGUGGUGUGCAGGGCAUUUAGAAAGCCGAGUCCUAAUCAAAGGCAAGGCUUCGAAGCAUGGAACCAUGCUUACUAUAUAAGAGAUAGCAGCCAAGUUAGGCCUCAUAUUUCCAUUUCAGAUCAUAUAGCAGCAACUCCAUCUCACCUUCAUCUUCACACGAAUCAAGGAUCGAGUUUUUAUGAAUCCUAUGGUUCCGAUAACCACAAUUUUUUGGACAGCCAACAACAAGUCAUUGAACUACCGCAACUGGAUAGUCCCCCGGCCAUUACUGUCUCACCAAGUUUAGCAGAAAAAGAAGUGAUUUUCCACUGCGAUGAAGAAAAAAACAAUAAUAGCAGCAGUCAAAUACACAUUAUCGACUGGAAGAACUUUGACAACUUGAUUAACUCUCAGUUGACCGAUACCACAUCUUAUCCAUUUCAAAGUACUGCGACUCUAAUAUCCCACAACGAUGAAGUAGAAGCUCAAGAACAACACAAUCUGCUGGGUUGCUUCCCUGAAUCAUAGCGGAAGCACAAAGUUCUAUAACUCAUUUAUGCUAUAGAAUGCCUGAUUCAGACACCUGAAACUCUUGUGUCAAAUGAAUAUUAUAUAUAUAUAUAUAUAAAUUUGAAAAUUAUCCUUGAUCAGAUUUACCAAACGUAUAAAGAGAGA